AUGGAUGAACCCGCCCAAGCCAUCCACGGAAUUCUAAUCCACUCUGUUUCUCCCACGCAAGUCCAAAUCCUUGCAGAUACUCUCAUCAUCCUUUCUGCUUCUGGUAUCAUCACACAUAUAGAGCAGAAUAUUCCUACUUCGCAAGUGGCUGAUUUCCUCGCUGGGAAACGCAUCGAACAUGCUCGUCAAACUAUACUUCUCCCUGGCCAAUUCAUUAUCCCGGGCUUUGUCGAUACGCAUAAUCAUGCUCCUCAGUGGAUGCAAAGAGGUUUGGGCCAGGGAAUGCACAUUCUAGACUGGCUUGAUGGCAUCACUUUCCCCAAUGAAGCCAAAUUUGCGGAUGCAUCUCAUGCGGAAAAGGUGUAUGAGAAGCUCGUUCGAGGGAUGCUCAGACAGGGCGUUACGACGGCGUCUUACUAUGGCUCUUUGCACGGGGAAGCGACGAAUGUUUUGGCAUCAACGUGUCUUGGGAAAGGCCAAAGGGCUUUGAUCGGAAAAUGCAACAUGAAUCGCAACUCGCCAUUCUUCUACUGCGAAACCUCUGCUGAAGAGUCUAUUUCUGCGACGAAAUCAUGCAUUCAGCAUAUUCGAACCAUUGAUCCGAAGAGCACUCUCCUUAAGCCUGUCUUGACACCUCGCUUCGCGAUAUCGUGCACAGCAGAAUUGUUACAGUCUCUUGGCAACAUGGCCCGCGAUGACCCUUCCCUAGCGAUACAGACUCAUUUCAAUGAAGCACAGCAGGAAAUUGAUGCCACGUUGUCUCUCUUUCCGGAGUUUAACAACGAAGCUGACUUAUACUCUUCAUUUGGACUUCUUACACCGAACACUAUCCUCGCUCACUGUACCAUCAUGACAGAGUACGAGAUCCAAGAGCUUCAUGAUUUGAAGUGCGGCGUCGCGCAUUGUCCUACGGCAAACAUGACUGUAGGAGGAGGUUUCAUGGCUGCUCCUGUAAAAGAAUUUCUCAGACGGGGUAUCAACGUCGGCCUGGGAACAGAUUCGGGAGGCGGCUACAGCUCAAGCAUGUUGAAUGCGAUGAGACAUGCUCUCAUCACGUCGUAUGCGAGGGAUGCGCUGUAUCCAACAUUUGAACAAGCGAAAGAGAUAGGCAUCGGCGGUGGCAAAGGAGGGGGCAGAGAAGCUCUGAGCUUGGAAGAGAUUUUUUACAUGGCUACCCAAGGAGGCGCCAAAGUUGUCGGCCUUGAUCACAAGGUUGGCGAAUUCGCGCUUGGAAAGGAAUUUGAUGCUUUGGUGAUUGAUUUGCGGGAUGAGAGGAGCGGGGUGAAUGUGCCGUUGGAUGAAGAUGACUCGCCACUGAGGAUGCUGGAGAAAUUUAUCAUGACGGGAGACGAUAGGAACAUUGUGAACGUCUAUGUUAAGGGAAGGUUGGUUCACGGUGAGUGA
This is a messenger RNA of Trichoderma gamsii, 1404 nucleotides long. RefSeq names its product guanine deaminase. NCBI's taxonomy places the organism in Eukaryota, Fungi, Ascomycota, Sordariomycetes, Hypocreales, Hypocreaceae. Gene Ontology annotation, cellular component: cytosol. Gene Ontology annotation, molecular function: zinc ion binding; guanine deaminase activity. The transcript has a single exon. The coding region runs from base 1 to 1404 and encodes 467 amino acids. Gene Ontology annotation, biological process: guanine catabolic process. The record is from RefSeq and is a predicted model, not a curated record.